Molecule: messenger RNA, 2133 nt
Organism: Poecilia latipinna (sailfin molly)
Lineage: Eukaryota; Metazoa; Chordata; Actinopteri; Cyprinodontiformes; Poeciliidae
Gene: allc
Product: allantoicase
Exons: 11
Coding region: 447-1727 (426 amino acids)
Biological process (GO): allantoin catabolic process
Molecular function (GO): allantoicase activity
Source: RefSeq, a predicted model, not a curated record
GUUUCCUUGGACAGAAAAAGUUUUUAUUUAAUCUGAUUAUUUGCUUAAAACGACUAAAUUCAGUGAAUUAAAUCAGUUUAUCAUGUAAAGCUGCAGUAAUUAUGGUGUAAUUACAUAUCAUCUCCACUAGAUGGUGGAAUCUGACCAAAGUGACAUUAUUUCUACUCAAAACGUUUAAUCUGAACACAUUAAAGUCUCUCAGGUGAGACUUUAUUCCAUUUCUAACUGAAUUCACCUCUAAAAUGCAAAUUAGAUGAAGUUGUUUUUACAGCUGCUUCUCAGUAAAUCAGAAUAUUAACUGACUACUUGGUGGAGGCUCCUUUUGAAUUACGGAAAACAUCAGAAUUCACUUUUAAGGGACAAUAAAGUUUUCCUGAACUUGAACCCAGAGUCAGCCUGUCAGAACAAACAGCUGCUGGACUUUGGACCCGCUGGGCUGAAGCCACAUGGGACUUUUAUUUCAAGGUUCAGCAGGAAGAGCAGCAGCUCUCACUUUCUGCUCACCUCUGAGAAAACCGAGGAAAAACUCCAGGAUGGCAGAGAGACGGGCGACGGCUGCAGCAGAACCGGACUUCUUGCAGUUUAACGACCUGGCCUGCGAGACGGAGGGAGGGAAGGUUAUUUUUGCCACAGAUGAAUGGUUUGCUCCGGCGAAGAACCUGCUGAAGCGAGAGCCUCCGCAGUUCAUCCCGUCGGCCUUCACGGAGUUUGGGAAGUGGAUGGACGGAUGGGAGACGAGGAGGAAGAGGAUCCCUGGUCAUGACUGGUGCAUCAUUCAGCUGGGAGUCCCUGGUUUGAUUCAUGGACUUGAUGUCGACACGUCUUUCUUCACUGGAAACCACUCGCCCUACGUCUCCAUCCAGGCCACCUGCCUCGAUGAGCUGCCCUCGUUCACUCCCGGGGAAGAUCGGACCGGCAUGGCCGCCACUGCAGCUCAGAUAGCUGCUGUUGCCAAGCUGAGCUCGGAGGUUUGGCCGGAGCUGGUGGGCGUGGCGCCGCUGCAGCCUGGAUACGCAGAACGCUGCCACCACUACUUCAGGGUCAGCAGCAGGAGCAGAGUCACACACCUGCGCCUCAACAUGUAUCCAGAUGGAGGGAUAGCCAGACUCAGGGUGUUCGGUGUCGGGCAGAGGGAUUGGUCUUCCAUCCCGGCCAAUCAGGACGUCGACCUCGUAGCGCUGACCAAUGGGGGAGUCUGCCUCGGCUACAGCGAUGCCCACUUUGGACAUCCGCGCAACAUGAUUGGACGUGGUCGAGCCGCCAACAUGGCGGACGGAUGGGAAACAGCCCGCAGAUUAGACCGGCCCAAAACGCUCAAGGCAGACCAGCAGGGGAUCCUCCAGGUGCCGGGCUGGGAGUGGGCCGUGUUUCGUCUCGGUCAUCCUGGGCUGAUUGGCAGCAUUGAGGUGGACACCAACCAUUUCAAAGGUAAUUUCCCAGACUCCUGCCGGAUCGAAGCGUGUCUUUUAACCCCUGAGGAGGAGGCGCGCUGCGUCCAAACCAGAUGGAACUCUGGGAAAUGGGAAGUUCUUCUCCCACCUCAGAAGCUCCGCCCUCAUCACAGGCAUCACUACAGCAAAGCAGAUCUGACGCCGACUUGGCCCGUCAGCCAUGUUCGGCUCAUCAUCGCUCCGGAUGGAGGCGUCAGCCGCCUCCGUCUGUGGGGUCGGCCCACGCUGGUCACUGGAGCUCCAGCCAAUCAGAACACAGCGUCAUCCAAACUGUGACAGGCUGAAUUCAACAUCACUGACCAUGAGGGGCAUCUGAGGAUCUUAUUUUGAAGGAAUCAUGUUGAUGAUCUAAAUUUACAAGUUUUUAAAUCCAUUUUCAAUCUAAGAAAAGUGAAUGGUUCUAAUAUAACAAACCCACAGAAAACAAGUGAAUGUUUGUCUCUGUCCACGGAUAACGGAGAGGAGACAUCUGGACUCAGGACAGCUGUGUCUGCCGAAGUCAUUUUAAACAGAACCACAGAAGUUGGUGUUAAAUUAUGACGUCAAAUUUCCUUUAACUCAUAUUUGAUAUGAACAACAUUUUUACGGUAACAGUCACUGUUAUGAAAUGCCUGGAAAAUAUACAACACCGUCCCUUUAAGAGUUCUUGUUUUCCUGAAAUAAAAUGUCGUCUUCAUUUCCA